AAAUUCGCUUGUCUUGUCUUGCUUAAACAUCGUGGCUUCUGCACCGAAUAGCGAACACUCUCUUGAGAUCUCAGCGUCGAUUUCUUUAUUCUUUUUUGGAAUUUAUUGGCUUUUUUUGCUUUUAAUUACUGGGAUUUCUAUUUGUUGGAUCUUGGAUUUGGCUGUGGAAAGGAAAAGUUUCUCAGAGGAUUGUAAAGAUUUCAUUUCGUAACACUCUGUUCUCGUAAACCAAAACAGAGCCAACCAACUUCUUCGGCUUUCUUCCUUCUCUAUCUUCCAACUGCUCCAACUGUCUAUCAAUUCCAAAUUUUCAGGAAAGGAAAAAGAAAAUGAGGGAUUAUUGCUUUGCUUUUAAUUUCUCAAGCGUUAAAUUUCUCAAAUCUUGUUUUCUUUUCUUCUUCUGUACUUUGUUUUCUGUCUUUCACAGUAUUCAUCUUUGUUCCUCACUAAACCCAGCUCUUGUUCUUCCUCUAAAAACCCAAGUGAUUCCUCCGGAAUCUGUCCGGAGAUCUCCCGAUAAGCUUCCUUUCCGGCAUAAUAUCAGUCUCACCGUCUCACUGACAGUCGGAACCCCACCGCAAAAUGUCACGAUGGUCAUCGACACUGGCAGUGAACUCUCAUGGCUCCAUUGCAACACAUCACAAAACUCUUCUUCUUCAUCUUCGACGUUCAACCCGGUCUGGUCAUCGUCUUACAGUCCGAUCCCUUGCUCUUCCUCCACCUGCACCGACCAAACUCGAGAUUUUCCUAUUCGGCCUUCUUGUGAUUCCAAUCAGUUCUGUCACGCCACUCUGUCUUACGCUGAUGCCUCUUCUUCAGAAGGAAAUCUUGCCACCGAUACUUUUUACAUCGGUAGUUCCGGAAUUCCAAAUGUAGUCUUCGGUUGUAUGGAUUCAAUUUUCAGCUCCAACAGUGAAGAGGAUUCCAAAAACACUGGUUUAAUGGGUAUGAAUCGUGGAUCUCUCUCUUUUGUUUCUCAAAUGGGUUUCCCUAAAUUUUCCUACUGCAUAUCGGAAUACGAUUUUUCCGGUUUGUUAUUACUCGGUGAUGCAAAUUUUUCAUGGCUGGCUCCAUUGAAUUACACUCCACUCAUCGAAAUGUCCACCCCAUUACCAUAUUUCGAUCGGGUAGCUUACACGGUUCAGCUCGAAGGAAUCAAAGUCGCCCACAAGUUACUUCCGAUACCGGAAUCCGUUUUCGAACCGGACCACACCGGAGCAGGUCAGACAAUGGUCGACUCAGGCACCCAGUUCACUUUCCUUCUCGGACCGGCCUACACCGCACUACGUGACCACUUCCUAAACAAAACCGCCGGUUCACUACGGGUUUACGAGGAUUCAAAUUUUGUUUUCCAAGGGGCCAUGGAUCUUUGCUACCGGGUUCCAACAAACCAAACCCGGCUCCCGCCUCUACCAUCAGUAACGCUGGUCUUUCGAGGCGCGGAAAUGACGGUAACCGGUGAUCGGAUUCUGUACCGAGUGCCCGGGGAAAGAAGAGGAAACGAUUCGAUUCAUUGUUUUACAUUCGGAAAUUCGGAUCUGUUGGGCGUGGAAGCGUUUGUGAUAGGUCAUCUUCAUCAACAGAACGUGUGGAUGGAAUUCGAUCUGAAAAAAUCCCGAAUCGGGUUGGCGGAGAUUCGGUGCGAUUUAGCGGGUCAGAAACUGGGGAUGGGCCUGUAAAUGAACCGGGCCCCUUUUGAUUGAAGCGUUUUAACUAUCUGGGUAACUUAUCACGUGAUAUUGAUUAAAAUCUUACGGGUUUUCGUGUGUAGUCGUAGGUCCAUGCUAUUAUGAUGGUCCUUCAUCUUUUAAUACUCUCCGUAUAAUUGGGUCCCACCUACCAUCUCAGAUAUUAUAAACUAAAAGAUAAAAAAAGAAGAAGCAAAAGUGAGUUUGAUCCUACGGAUGAAGUCAGUUUCAGUGAGCUGCGAUAGCGCCACGUGUGACAGUUUUCUUUUCUUUUUAUUUUUUUUCUCCCUCCCUAGCUGUACAUUUUUAAUAUUCAUGAGCUUUUAUGUAAUAAAUAUAUAUAAAGAAAGUAAAAUAUUAAUUA
Messenger RNA from Cucumis sativus (cucumber), 2052 nucleotides. Its product is annotated as aspartic proteinase PCS1. The transcript has a single exon. Gene Ontology annotation, biological process: proteolysis. The record is from RefSeq and is a predicted model, not a curated record. Lineage: Eukaryota; Viridiplantae; Streptophyta; Magnoliopsida; Cucurbitales; Cucurbitaceae. Gene Ontology annotation, molecular function: aspartic-type endopeptidase activity. Bases 330 to 1679 code for a protein of 449 amino acids.